Messenger RNA from Macadamia integrifolia, 1167 nucleotides. RefSeq lists its product as uncharacterized. NCBI's taxonomy places the organism in Eukaryota, Viridiplantae, Streptophyta, Magnoliopsida, Proteales, Proteaceae. The transcript is spliced from 6 exons. The record is from RefSeq and is a predicted model, not a curated record. Bases 317 to 901 code for a protein of 194 amino acids. Gene Ontology annotation, cellular component: cytosol. Gene Ontology annotation, biological process: protein folding; positive regulation of ATP-dependent activity. Gene Ontology annotation, molecular function: ATPase activator activity; protein-folding chaperone binding.
UCAAAGUCUCCGCGACCACAUUCGGCCUUCUUCGCCACGAAAGUCGGAAGAAAAGCAGUUCAACUCUCUGGUUUUCGCCCAUUCAGAUCUCACAACCUCUUUCCCUCUCUCUGCCGCAGAGAUCCCUCUAGGAACCAAUUUUCCAAGUCCUUCGCAAAUCUUAGCUCUUCUUUCCUCUGGCUUGUGAAUUUGUUAUAUCGAUAAGGUCCUUACUGUCAUCAGCACAGACGCCCUUUUGAUCUAUCUAUAUAGAUAUAGGAAGGCGCAGUCUGUUGUGGUUGGAGCUUUCGAUCAGCUUUUGAAGGUUUAGGCAGGAAUGGAGAGUGAGGUUGCGGAGAAGCAGUCUUCGUACACGUAUUGGGUCAGGCAAGCGAAAGAAGACGCUGCUCCACCACCAGUCCCACGCAGGCUUUCUGCUAAUGACAUAUCUAUGCAAUCACAGCCCAACGCAUUAGGAUCUGUAUGGAAUCGAGCGGGAACGUGGGAAGAGAAAAAUCUUAAUACAUGGGCAAGCAAUAGGAUAAAGGAAUUGCUUACUUCUAUGAGUUCCUUAGAAUUUUCUUGUGGCAAUGCUGAAAUUUCAGAAGUAACCAAGUGUGUAGGCGAUGCAUUCUUGGUUACUGUCCGGAACAAGAAAUGUGCUGGCUAUACUUAUGAAUUAACAUUGAAAUUCAAAGGUGAGUGGUUAGUAAGAGAGGAGAAAAAGAAGAUAAAGGGCGAUAUAGACAUACCAGAGUUCUCCUUUGGUGAACUGGAUGAUUUGCAGAUGGAAGUCAGAGUUGGUGAAAGUACGGAUCUUGUUCCGCAAGAUAAGACACAAAUUUCUGGGGAAUUGAGGCGUUUUCUAGAGCCCAUACGUGCGAAAUUGCUUCAGUUUGAACAGGAGCUCAAAGACAGAUAGAAGGGGCAAUUUUUUGAUUUUCCCAUGACUCUACACUAUCAUGAACUUGUCUUUCUCUUCCUUGAGGCCUAAAUUCAUCCCAACAGUUACAAGAUGGUUGAAACCAACUUAUGAACUCAUUAAUUACUUUCUUGAACACGUAAUGGAAUAUAAGUUUGUGUGGAAGCAAAGCUUCUUCCCUAGGACUGUUCACUCUUUACAGACAUCUAAAUUUGGUGGGUUGAUUAUGAAUUAACUAAGGGCAUGGUGGUGGAAUUUAGCAGCAA